This is a messenger RNA of Kluyveromyces lactis, 1035 nucleotides long. It is a transcript of the gene SEH1, whose product is annotated as Seh1p. Gene Ontology annotation, molecular function: protein binding; structural molecule activity. Gene Ontology annotation, cellular component: nuclear pore outer ring; Seh1-associated complex. Gene Ontology annotation, biological process: cellular response to amino acid starvation; positive regulation of TORC1 signaling. Bases 1 to 1035 code for a protein of 344 amino acids. The transcript has a single exon. NCBI's taxonomy places the organism in Eukaryota, Fungi, Ascomycota, Saccharomycetes, Saccharomycetales, Saccharomycetaceae. The record is from RefSeq and is a predicted model, not a curated record.
AUGAAACCGUUUUUGACAGGACACUCAGACCUAGUGCACGAUAUUAGUUAUGACUUUUACGGUCGUCGAGUCGCAACAUGUUCCAGCGACCAACAUAUCAAGGUGUUCAAGCUAGACAAGGAAACGAAUGAGUGGGAAUUGAGCGAAAGUUGGAAGGCUCACGAUAGCAGUAUUGUGUCUCUUGAUUGGGCCGCACCAGAAUUUGGUCGUAUCAUCGCGAGUGUCUCAUACGAUAAGACUAUCAAACUAUGGGAGGAGGAUCCAGAUGCCCUUGAGUUAUCCGGAAAGCGUUGGCAAAAACUUUGUACGUUGAACGAUGCGACAGGACCGUUGUUCAGCGUAAAAUUUGCUCCAUCGCAUUUGGGACUAAGGCUAGCUGCAUUGGGGAAUGAUGGUAAGUUACGUCUUUAUGAUGCGUUAGAGUCUUCCGAUCUUAGGUCAUGGACCCUGACAAGCGAGAUUACCGUCUUAAAUACUCCACCUGCAUCACAUCUACAAUCGGAUUUUUGUCUGUCCUGGUGUCCCUCCAGAUUUUCAACAGAAAGAUUAGUUAUCAGUGCCAUGGAUCAGGCAACUAUCUACCAAAGAAACAAACAGGGAAAAUUGGUCCCAGCAGGACAUUUGAAGGGUCACACUGGAUUAAUCAGAUCCAUUGCGUGGGCACCAUCAGUGGGCAGGUGGUACCAAUUGAUCGCUACGGGCUGCAAAGAUGGGAAAUUAAGAAUAUUCAAAGUAACCGAAUCGCGUAACAACGGUACGAAUAUUAUAAACGAAGAAAACGAUAACAAUGCAAACAUAGAACGUGAUGGCCCACCCAUUGACAGCUCCGCCAUUGAUGCAGAUGGAUCAGUGGCUAACCUUCACGUCGAGCUGAUCAGCGAACAUUCAGACCAUCAGGGCGAGGUAUGGUCCGUAUCUUGGAAUCUCACAGGUACAAUCCUAAGUAGUACCGGAGAUGAUGGUAAGAUUCGGUUAUGGAAAGCAUCUUACUCGAACGAGUUCAGGUGUAUGAGUGUGGUACAAGCGGCAAGGUGA